GAGAGAGAGAGAGUGAGUGAGUGAGUAAGAGAGUGUGUGUGUGUGUGUGUGUGAGAGAGAGGGAGAGAGGGCUGCGGUGAAAUAAAAGUAAGUGGCCUUCAAGAGGACCUGAUCUGACGUCUUGGGAGCUGGGGAUCUUCUGAAUUCUUCUGAUUGGAUUGUCCCCCAUCACUGCUCACACUUCCUUUUGGACAGAAGGGAGGGGGGAGGAGGGCGGCUUGUCCAUCAUGAACGUCACCUCACUCUUCUCCUUCACUGGCCCGGCGGUCAAACAGCUGCUGGGUUGGAAGCAAGGCGAUGAGGAAGAGAAAUGGGCAGAGAAGGCUGUGGAAGCUUUGGUUAAGAAACUGAAAAAGAAGAAAGGAGCCAUGGAGGACCUGGAGAGGGCCCUCAGCUGCCCAGGUCAGCCAAGUAACUGUGUUACAAUCCCCCGUUCUCUGGACGGGAGGCUGCAGGUGUCCCACAGGAAAGGUCUUCCACACGUCAUUUAUUGUCGGGUGUGGCGCUGGCCAGACCUGCAGUCCCAUCAUGAGCUGAAGGCCCUGGAGUGCUGCGAGUACCCCUUUGGUUCCAAACAGAAGGAUGUGUGUAUCAACCCCUACCACUACAAACGAGUUGACAGUCCAGUUCUGCCACCUGUGUUGGUACCGAGGAACAGUGAGUUCAACGCCAAGCAUACGAUGCUGCCUCGCUUCCGCAACCCUCUACAACAGAACGAGCCGCACAUGCCUCAGAAUGCCACCUUUCCAGAGUCCUUUUCUCAGGCCAACACAGUGCCAUUUCCGCAUUCACCCGGCAACAGCUACCCAAACUCGCCUGGCAGUGGCAGCAACACCACCUUCCCUCAUUCACCAUCUAGUUCUGAACCUGGCAGUCCAUUCCAGAUGCCAGAGACUCCCCCUCCUGCCUACAUACCCUCAGAGGAGCCAAUGACUCAGGAUUGUCCCCAGCCAAUGGACACCAACCUCAUGGCUCCACCCUUGACUCUAGAGACUAACAUCCGGGCAGGCAACCAUGAUGUUCAGCCGGUGGCCUAUGAGGAACCCAAGCACUGGUGCUCUAUUGUUUACUACGAGCUCAACAAUCGUGUCGGCGAGGCGUUCCAGGCUUCCUCCACCAGUGUACUUGUGGAUGGCUUCACAGAUCCCUCCAACAACUGCAACCGAUUCUGUCUCGGCUUGCUCUCUAACGUCAACCGCAACUCCACCAUUGAGAACACCCGGCGGCACAUCGGCAAAGGUGUCCAUCUGUAUUAUGUCGGUGGGGAGGUGUACGCAGAAUGUCUGAGCGACAGCAGUAUCUUCGUCCAGAGUCGUAACUGUAAUUACCACCACAGCUUCCAUCCAACAACUGUGUGUAAGAUUCCCAGUGGCUGCAGCCUCAAGAUUUUCAACAACCAGGAGUUUGCUGAGCUGCUGGCACAGUCUGUCAACCACGGCUUUGAGGCUGUUUAUGAGCUCACCAAGAUGUGCACCAUUCGAAUGAGCUUCGUUAAGGGCUGGGGAGCAGAGUACCACCGCCAGGAUGUGACCAGCACCCCCUGCUGGAUUGAGAUUCACCUGCACGGUCCCCUGCAGUGGUUGGAUAAGGUGCUAACCCAGAUGGGCUCCCCCCACAACCCCAUAUCUUCUGUCUCCUAGGCUUCAGUGUCCUCAGCCCCGUGGCUGUCCACACCCCAGCAUUUUGGUCAAAGUAGCAAGAAGAGGGGCUAGCUGGUCCCAGACUGGUUUGUGGUUCAGUCGAUAACUGAUAACUAAAGUUUAGACUAAAUCACAGGCCGGCCUGGGACCUCUAGGGAUAGAUGGGUUUUUACUUGGGUUGGUUUGUUCUCUACUUGAAGGAUGUCUGAAUUGGGCACAUUUACAGACUGGGAGAGGAGUAGGUAAAGUGAGCGUGAUGCAACUGGAAGAUACUUGAUCUUUGUGACCAACUGUAAUAAUUAGACCAUCACACUCAUCAUGAUGCAAGUAUCCUCCCUGAUCUUGCACCCACACGUCUCUUUUUCAUGGUUUCUAUUAUUCUGACUCAUAACUAGCUUAAAUCUAAAUAUUCCCUUGAAAAUCCGGAUAUACGUGUGUAGUUAUAAUAAUUAUGGGACAUUCCAGGUCACCGAAAUUGCAGUUGGCUGUUGUUUGCUGUCUGACUGCAGUGAGGUUGGCAGGAAAUGUUUUUAGAACAUGUAUAAAGUUAGCAGGGACUUGGAGGAUGACCAUUAUAAAAAAUUAUCACCAGACACAAAAAUGUUUUUGUUCUUUUUAAGUUAAUAAAUUAAAACAGUGUGAAGUCAUAGAAAAUGAAAUCCCAUGUCACAAAUCUUGAAAAACAGUAGGAGGGCAAGGGAGUCUUGUGAGUGUAGCAUGGGGUUUAGUGUGGGGCAUGGCACUAAAGGGGCAUUUCAGAAACAAGUCUAAUCUUUAAAUGUUGCUCAUCUUGUGUUAAACUUGCGUUUCAAGUGAAUUUUAAGGGAAAAAAAAGAAUAGUGUUUAGAUAUAUUCACUAUUAGAGUAUGUGCUGUGCAGUCUGGUUUCGCAAAGCAUAGUUUGGUUAAUGUAGUGUUACACAUUUAAGACUGGUAGCUGAACAUCACAUGAAGCAGAGUGCAGUUUACAGUGGUUUGUCCCUUGCUGUAUGCACUGCAGCAAACAUGGAGUCACAUCAAGGACAUUAAUAUUUCAUUGACUGUGCUUCACUCUCUUAUUACAUUGACUGAGCAAAACUUGUGAAAUGACUGUUAUGGGAAAAUGUUGAGCACUCAAAUUUGAAUUGUUGACUGAGACAAGGGGAUCAGUCACUGUUGUCCCAGUAUGAACCCUUUUUUUUUUUACAUAUAAAAUGCAGAUUUUGCCAUUCAUUUCUUUUAUGCUUUCAGCAAUCCUCUUUGCUAUUCAACUGUUAUACUCUUUACAUUCUUUUUGUAUUUUUGAAUACGUUUUCUGUUGUUUUUUGUCUGCACUUUUGAUUUUUUUUUUUUCUCCUUGUUUUUGCUCAGUAAAGCUCCCAGAAAAGCAGUUUUAUUCCAUGAAUAUCAAGCCUCUACUGGAAGAAUCAAUAAAUUAGUUUCAUUAUUUGCAACA
Solea solea (common sole) is the source of this 3074-nucleotide messenger RNA. RefSeq names its product SMAD family member 1 (gene smad1). Gene Ontology annotation, cellular component: heteromeric SMAD protein complex. The record is from RefSeq and is a predicted model, not a curated record. Gene Ontology annotation, molecular function: RNA polymerase II cis-regulatory region sequence-specific DNA binding; I-SMAD binding; DNA-binding transcription factor activity, RNA polymerase II-specific. NCBI's taxonomy places the organism in Eukaryota, Metazoa, Chordata, Actinopteri, Pleuronectiformes, Soleidae. Gene Ontology annotation, biological process: anatomical structure morphogenesis; regulation of transcription by RNA polymerase II; SMAD protein signal transduction. Bases 228 to 1640 code for a protein of 470 amino acids. The transcript is spliced from 7 exons.